Molecule: messenger RNA, 1197 nt
Organism: Eriocheir sinensis (Chinese mitten crab)
Lineage: Eukaryota; Metazoa; Arthropoda; Malacostraca; Decapoda; Varunidae
Product: polyglutamine-repeat protein pqn-41-like
Exons: 3
Coding region: 204-1184 (326 amino acids)
Source: RefSeq, a predicted model, not a curated record
GACGCCUGCCGCCGCCAGGUCCAGGGAGGGAGGGAGUUGGUGUCGUGGCUGGGAGUGGAGGCGGGGCAGUGCAGCAGCAGUAGCAGCAGCAGGAGGUGCCCAAUGGUCUCCUCGACAGUCCUGCAGCAGCAGCAGCAGCAGGAGGAGGUGCCCAAUGGUCUCCUCGACAGUCCUGCAGCAGCAGCAGCAACAGGAGGUGCCCAAUGGUCUCCUCGACGGUCCUGCAGCAGCAGCAGCAGCAACAGGAGGUGCCCAAUGGUCUCCUCGACAGUCCUGCAGCAGCAGCAGCAGCAGGAGGUGCCCAAUGGUCUCCUCGACGGUCCUGCAGCAGCAGCAGCAGCAGGUGCCCAAUGGUCUCCUCGACGGUCCUGCAGCAGCAGCAGCAGCAGGAGGUGCCCAAUGGUCUCCUCGACGGUCCUGCAGCAGCAGCAGCAGCAGGAGGUGUCCAAUGGUCUCCUCGACGGUCCUGCAGCAGCAGCAGCAGCAGGAGGUGCCCAAUGGUCUCCUCGACAGUCCUGCAGCAGCAGCAGCAGGAGGUGCCCAAUGGUCUCCUCGACGGUCCUGCAGCAGUAGCAGCAGCAGGAGGUGCCCAAUGGUCUCCUCGACAGUCCUGCAGCAGCAGCAGCAGGAGGUGCUCAAUGGUCUCCUCGACGGUCCUGCAGCAGCAGCAGCAGGAGGUGCCCAAUGGUCUCUUCGACGGUCCUACAGAAGCAGCAGCAGCAGGAGGUGCUCAAUGGUCUCCUCGACGGUCAUGCAGCUGCAGGAGGGCUCAAUGGUCUCCUCAACAGUCCUGCAGCAGCAGGAAGUGCCCAAUGGUCUCCUCGACAGUCCUGCAGCAGCAGCAGCAGGAGGAGGUGCCCAAUUGUCUCCUCGACGGUCCUGCAGCAGCAGCACCAGCAGGAAGUGCCCAAUGGUCUCCUCGACGGUCCUGCAGCAGCAGCACCAGCAGCAGGAAGUGGCCAAUGGUCUCCUCGACGGUCCUGCAGCAGCAGCAGCAGCAGCAGGAGGUGCCCAAUGGUCUCCUUGACGGUCCUGCAGAAGCAGCAGCAGCAGGAGGUGCUCAAUGGUCUCCUCGACGGUCCUGCAGCAGCAGGAAGUGCCCAAUGGUCUCCUCGACGGUCCUGCAGCAGCAUGGGGUGCUCAAUGGUCUCCUCGACGGUCCUGUAGCAGCAGGAGGUGCUUAAUGGUCUCCUCGAC